AUGUGUGGUAUAUUUGCAUGUUAUAGAGUUCAAAAUGUUGAUGACUUUAAACCAAAAGCAUUACAAUAUUCAAAAUUAAUAAGACAUAGAGGUCCAGAUUGGUCAGGUAAUAUUAUAUGUAAUAAUGAUACUAUAUUAUGUCAUGAAAGAUUAGCUAUUGUUGGUUUAGAUGCGGGUGCACAACCAAUUGUUUCACCAGAUGAAAGAUAUACUUUAGCAGUUAAUGGAGAAAUUUAUAAUCAUAUUCAAUUAAGACAACAAUUUAAAGAUUAUAAAUUUAAAAGUUUAAGUGAUUGUGAACCAAUUAUACCAUUAUUUGAAAAAUAUGAUAUUGAUGCACCUAAAUAUUUAGAUGGUAUGUUUGCUUGGGUAUUACAUGAUAAAGAAAAAAAUAGAAUAGUUGCAGCAAGAGAUCCAAUUGGUAUAACGACUUUAUAUUUAGGAAAAUCUUCAAAAUCUCCAGAAACAAGAUUUUUCAGUUCAGAAUUAAAAUGUUUAAUUGAAGAAUGUGAUUCUAUUGAAGCUUUCCCACCUGGUCAUAUUUAUGAUUCAAAUACUGAUAAAAUUACAAGAUAUUUUCAACCUUCAUGGUGGGAUGGAUCAAAAAUUCCAACUACUCCAGUUGAUUAUACAAAAGUAAGAGAAACUUUGGAAUUGGCAGUUAGAAAAAGAUUAAUGGCUGAAGUUCCUUAUGGGGUAUUAUUAUCUGGUGGUUUAGAUUCAAGUUUAAUUGCUUCAAUAGCUGCAAGAGAAACCCAGAAGGCAAAUGAAGAAAAUUUAAAAAACCAUCAUCAUAAGGGAAUAGAUGCAAACAAGGAAUUAUCAGGUGUUGAUGUUUCAGGUUCAUUACAUUCAUCUGCAGGUUUUAAUCAAUUACAUUCUUUUGCUAUUGGAUUACCAGGAGCUCCCGAUUUAAUUGCUGCAGAAAAAGUUGCACAAUAUAUUGGUACAAUCCAUCAUUCACAUACUUUUACUUUAGAAGAAGGUAUAGAUGCAUUAGAUGAUGUUAUUUAUCAUUUAGAAACUUAUGAUGUUACAACUAUAAGAGCAUCAACUCCAAUGUAUUUAUUAUCAAGAAAAAUUAAAGCACAAGGUGUUAAAAUGGUAUUAUCAGGAGAAGGAUCAGAUGAAAUUUUUGGUGGAUACUUAUAUUUUGCUAAUGCUCCAAGUGCUGAUAGUUUUCAUGAAGAAUGUGUACAAAGAGUUAAAAACUUACAUUAUGCUGAUUGUUUAAGAGCAAACAAAUCUACAAUGGCAUGGGGUUUAGAAGCAAGAGUUCCAUUUUUGGAUAAACAAUUCUUAGAAGUUUGUAUGAAUAUUGAUCCAAAGGACAAAUUAAUAACAAAAGAUCAUAUUGAAAAAUAUAUUUUAAGAAAAGCAUUUGAUACUAAAGAAAAUCCAUAUUUACCAGAUGAAAUCUUAUGGAGACAAAAGGAACAAUUUUCAGAUGGUGUUGGUUAUUCAUGGAUUGAUUGUUUAAAAGACACUGCUGAAAAAUUAGUAAGUGAUGAAGAUAUGAAAAAUCCAAAACCAGAAUGGGGUGAUGAUAUUCCUCAAACUAAAGAAGCUUAUUGGUAUAGAUGUAAAUUUGAUAAAAUGUUUAAUAAUUCAAAAGCUGCUGCUUCAACUGUUAUGAGAUGGAUUCCAAAAGCUGAAUGGGGUUGUCAUGCUGAUCCAAGUGGUAGAUAUGCUACUACUCAUGAUCAUAAAGUUGAUCAAGAAUAA
This is a messenger RNA of Lodderomyces jiufengensis, 1725 nucleotides long. It is a transcript of the gene ASN1, whose product is annotated as asparagine synthase (glutamine-hydrolyzing) 2. Gene Ontology annotation, molecular function: asparagine synthase (glutamine-hydrolyzing) activity. Gene Ontology annotation, cellular component: cytosol. The record is from RefSeq and is a predicted model, not a curated record. The transcript has a single exon. The coding region runs from base 1 to 1725 and encodes 574 amino acids. NCBI's taxonomy places the organism in Eukaryota, Fungi, Ascomycota, Pichiomycetes, Serinales, Debaryomycetaceae.